GUCAACGCGGAAACAGACUAGCGAUGGCCCGGCCGAUCAUAGAAGCUAUUCGCUCAGGGGAUGUUGCUCUGGCGAAAAAGUUGUUACAUUCACAGAAACAAGGAUGCUUAGAUUGCCAAACAUCUCGAAGAGAUGGAACUGCAUUAUUCUGGGCUGCGUGUCGAGGUGUAAUAGAACUGGUGGAGUUGCUUCUGACGAGGAACGCGAGCGUGAAUGCGUCAACUGGAUACGGCGCGACUCCCCUCCACGCUGCUGCUGAUGCUGGCCGAGUACAAGUGAUCAGGUUGCUGGUAAAGUAUGGAGCGGAUGUGAACUCGUUAACUCAAAGCGGAGACACGCCCUGCCACCUAGCGGCCUACCGCGGAAAUAGCCAUGCUGUGCAGGUGCUGGUUGAGGAGGGUGCAAAUCUGAACUCGCGCAACCGGAAGUGUCAUCGGCCUGUGGACGAGGCCGAGGCUAAUGGCCAUUUCGAGAUUGUGGAGUAUUUGACAGCGGUCUCUGGCACCUUUCGCUGUGGAGGCCAGGAACCUGACAUGAGUAUUCCAGGGUCUCCAGUUCAUACCCUCUCUCACCAAAGAGUUCCAUUCAGGGUAUGUAACUCCUCCCCUGUCUUCCAAACAGACACUGUGUUAUCUCCCGCCAAGGGGCACCACCACGUACAGUUUUACCACGCACCUGACGUGUCCAGCCACAUCAACAUUCCAACUACAACGGACAGUCGGUAUUUGGGUCAGUGUCAUACAGUGAAUGACCUGUCUAUUGAUACGGACAGUGUAGCCAACUCUUCUCAGAUUAGUUAUUUUAAUAUACCCUUAUACGACUGAGCAGUGCAUUAGAUGACCGUCCAGUUAUCCCCCUUUAGGAAGUGCGACAGAACGGGGCUGUGGUUUCAUAUCCGAGUUCGAGGAGUCUGCCAAAACAUGUGAAGAUUUGCUCUGAAUGAAACUUAUGCUUGCGAGUGAUGCUACGACACUUGAGCCACUUACAACGUCAAGAAAACGUCAACUGACUUUUGCAACGACCUCGGAAACGACGGAUCCAGAUGAACGAAGUCAGCACAGAAGAUAUACCUCCUUUCGGAAGAUGUGACGGUCAGUGGUGACGGAUUGUACAGGUUUAUAUCAUGAUGGCAAGAGUAGGUCUCAAUCUAUCACCUGUCAGAGAUCACGGUAUCAACUGUCAGAGAUUUGGGUAUCACAAUACUGAGGUCACGGUACUCCCUGGGUGUCAGAGAUCGUUGUAUUACCUGUUUGAGAUCAGGGUAAUUCCUGGUUGAAAUGGUGUAUCACCUGUUUCAGGUACUGAUAUAUCCUGUCUGAAAUGGUGUAUCACCUGUUUCAGGUACUGAUAUAUCCUGUCUGAAAUGGUGUAUCACCUGUUUCAGGUACUGAUAUAUCCUGUCUGAAAUGGUGUAUCACCUGUUUCAGGUACUGAUAUAUCCUGUCUGAAUUCUUGUUUUGCUGCAGGAGAGUCAGUGUGUAAUACUAGUAUGCCAAAUGCACUUCGCAAUUGUUUAGAUCUACAGCGAGUCCUGUAAUGUAUAUCUGUUUUAGAGUGUAUGUCUUGCUCAAUUAAUGUGUGUUUUGUAUGUGAAUAUUCUUGUUUUACUUAUUGAUGGCUGGAGAGAUUGAAGGUGUGUGUCGGCUUGUCAUUCCUUGGUGUGGUUCUUGACUGCCUCUCAUUUAUCAGUUAACACAUGGACAGAAACCACGUAUUGUUAGAAACUACAAUGUAUUGACGACGUGUUACAAUAACAUGAUAUUAUGUCUUUUUUAUGUAUUAAUUCCAAACGAUCUGAACAGAGUCGAGCUAUGUGCAUUCUUAGACAUGAUUUCCAGUUAUAGAAAUGAAUGUCCUAUUAGAUAUUGAAAGAUUGUCUUAUUGUGUCAAUUCACAAUAUAACGUCAAUUAUGUAUAUCCGUUACUUUUCCACAAAAUUCUAAAUCGCCUUCCUCGAAUGAGGGCGGCGGGGUAGCCUAGUGGUUUAAAGCGUUCGUUCGUCACGCCGAAGACCCGGGUUCGAUUCCCCCCAUGGGUGCAAUGUGUGAAGCCCAUUUCUGGUGUUCCCCGCCGUGAUAUUGCUGGAAUAUUGCUAGAAGCGGCGUAAGACUUACUCACUCACUCCUCGAAUGAAAUGCUAGCAGACAGAACCGGCUCCGCCAUUAUACCGAGGUAGUGCCCGGAUGGAUGAUUAAACUGGUUUUACGCCUCUGCCGGGCAAGGCAAACUUGUAUUGGUUUUCUUUUCCCUGUCCAGGUUUAUUUCAAAAUGUAUGUGAUGUAGUUUGUAGAUUUCAUUCCAUUGUCAUGCAUUAUGUCUUUCCACGACGACUGUCGCUCACUGAAUAUAGCUCAUUAAGAAUAUUUGCUGCAUCAGCCAUCGCCUUCCGUAUUUUAUAUAGUGUGCUACUGUGUGUAUUGAUGGCGGAUGGUGUGCCUAGAUUCCCAGGAUCAACUGAAGUUGCCCUUGUCUUUCAGAGUAUUGCUGUUGAUGUUUAUUAAAGUUGUUGUUAUGA
Messenger RNA from Haliotis rubra (blacklip abalone), 2515 nucleotides. Its product is annotated as 26S proteasome non-ATPase regulatory subunit 10-like. The record is from RefSeq and is a predicted model, not a curated record. Lineage: Eukaryota; Metazoa; Mollusca; Gastropoda; Lepetellida; Haliotidae. Gene Ontology annotation, molecular function: protein binding. The coding region runs from base 24 to 824 and encodes 266 amino acids. The transcript has 4 exons.